ACGACGGCGACGGGGCCUCCGUCUCCCAUGGCCGGGACGCGCUGGGUGCUGGGCGCGCUGCUCCGGGGCUGUGGCUGUAGCUGCAGCAGUUGCCGCCAGACCGGCGCGGCCUGCCUCCCUCUGCGCCCCGCCGCCGCCCCCUCGGUCGCCCCCUCGGCCUCCUUCGCCGCCGCCCCCGACGCGCUCGGCCCCUCAGGCCGCGGCCGCCGCCUCCUGCCUUUCCUCGGGGCAGCCACGCAGAGCCGCGGCUUCGCCGGUUCCGCCGGGCCGCUGCCUGGCUUCGGCGCCCUGCGGGGCUCGCUGCUUUCUCCGGGCCUCGCGGGGAGGUGCUACAGCCGGGAGCCCACUACCCCGUUUCAGGAUGACUAUCCUCCCCUCUCCGAAUAUGAGCCGCAUCCACCCAAGCCGAGCGAAGAAGACGACGUGUAUCUCAUUCGAGCCCAGGGUCUGCCUUACUCCUGUACUGAGGAAGACGUUCUCAACUUUUUUACAGGCAGCAAGAUUCGAAACGGUGUGCACGGCAUACACUUCCUCUUAAACCGCGACGGUAAACGCAGAGGAGACGCUCUGGUUGAAAUGGAGUCCGAACAAGAUGUGCAGAAGGCCUUGGAGAAGCAUCGGAGGUAUCUGGGCCAGCGCUACGUGGAAGUUUUUGAAAUUCACAAUGAGGACGUCGAAACCAUCAUGAAGAGUCUGCAAUCCGGUUCAGCUUCCGUGACCAACGACGGCGUCGUUCGACUGAGAGGCCUUCCGUAUAGUUGUGUCGAAGCGGACAUUUCUGAGUUCUUCUCAGGCUUGACCAUAGUUGACAUAACGUUCGUCAUGGACCAGAGAGGAAGGAGGAAAACGGGAGAGGCGUUUGUGCAGUUUGCCACACCUGAAAUGGCUAAUCAAGCUCUGUUGAAGCAUAAGGAAGAGAUUGGGAACCGGUAUAUAGAAAUCUUUCCAAGCCAGAGAAGUGAAGUUCGCACACACAACGGUUUCUACCGGGGUAGGAAAAUGAUGGGUUACCCGGCCAUGAAGCAAGACCCUGAGUCCGUGUUUGAGGAGAACGAACUGUGUGAGGCCUUGAGACCUGCCACAGCUUAUGAAAGUGACCCAGAAAAUGAGGUUUUUAAGCAAGCGUUUGAAAAGCCUCGUGAGGUGUCGGAAUCCGGGAGCUUCUCCUCGCUUCACUUUGUCCACUUGAGGGGCCUGCCUUUUCAAGCGACCGCCCAAGAUAUUAUAAAUUUUUUUGCUCCCCUGAAACCGGUGAGGAUCACAAUGGAAUAUAACUCAAGUGGGAAGGCAACAGGAGAAGCCGAUGUGCACUUUGAGACUCACGAGGAUGCGGUUGCCGCUAUGGCCAAGAACAGGUCUCACGUGCAGCAUAGAUACAUUGAAUUAUUCCUGAAUUCAUCACCAAGCAGGAAAAAUGGUUGCCAGUGACAAUAGCAUAAUUCCCAAAGUUUAGGAUAAAUAUGCAUUUCAUUUGCACACUUUCCUAGUGCUGGAAAGCAGGAGCCCCCUGCAACUAGCAAGGAUAGAAUCUAAAAGGACACUUUGUUUUCUGAAUUGCCUUUCAAAGAAUAAUAA
Euleptes europaea (tarantolino) is the source of this 1575-nucleotide messenger RNA. It is a transcript of the gene GRSF1, whose product is annotated as G-rich RNA sequence binding factor 1. The record is from RefSeq and is a predicted model, not a curated record. Gene Ontology annotation, biological process: regulation of RNA splicing. Gene Ontology annotation, cellular component: ribonucleoprotein complex; nucleoplasm. NCBI's taxonomy places the organism in Eukaryota, Metazoa, Chordata, Lepidosauria, Squamata, Sphaerodactylidae. Bases 28 to 1428 code for a protein of 466 amino acids. The transcript has 10 exons. Gene Ontology annotation, molecular function: RNA binding.